AUCAGGAAUGGCUGUAUAUCUACAACAAGACAGCUCGCAACAUUUUGAAGAUUCCGCCGAAAAUUUCAGAACAAAUAAUCCAGGACAAACUAGAUUCGUCCGUGAAGAUGAUAGAAAAAUAUUUGUUGGAGGACUCGAGAAAGAAACUACUCAAGAAGAUUUAGGGGAACACUUUGGUCAGUUCGGACCAAUCCAAUAUAUUGCUGUCAAAGUAGAUGCUACAACUGGUUGGUGCAGAGGAUACGCUUUCAUUGUGUAUCAGACAUUGGAAAGCCUAGAAAAAGUCUUUGAGCAUACCAAUCACGAAAUUAAUGGCAAAAUAAUUGAACCUAAAAAAGCGAUACCACGAAAAAUUAAAUUAUUUAUAGGAGGUUUGUCUCCUGAUUUAACUCCUGGAGACAUCACACGUUAUUUCAGACGAUUUGCAUUUAUUGUAAACGUUGAGAUGCCAUAUGAUAAAGUUACAAAGCAACGAAGAGGUUUUUGCUUUUUAACAUUCGAUAACAUGCGCGCAGUACAUGAAAUAUUAGGAUCGUCAAGACAUGUGAUUAAGGGGACACAAGUAGAAGUAAAAGUGUCAUCAUUAAGUAAAUGGGGUCAUGGAAUAAUGCGUGGUGAUUCAAUAUAUAUGGCAGGCACGCAAAGAAAUGUUAUGGGCCAAGGAGGUUUUCUACCUCAGUCUGGAUAUCCGCCUCAUGAUCCUGGUUACUGCAAUAGAGGACAUGCUCCUUAUAUUCCAUGCCCAGGAUACAGUAGUAAUUACAGUUAUGGUUAUCCAAGUUAUGGUUAUCCAAGUUAUGGUCAUCCAACUUAUUACUAUCCAAACUAUGGUUAUCCAAGUUAUGGUUAUCCAAGUUAUGGUUAUCCAAGUUAUGUUUCUGGGGCUGGAGCAAAUUGCCAGUCUGAAGGCUAUGAAGCAUCUGGAUGUCAAUUGAAAUGA
Myzus persicae (green peach aphid) is the source of this 940-nucleotide messenger RNA. Its product is annotated as RNA-binding protein squid-like. The transcript has 8 exons. Gene Ontology annotation, molecular function: RNA binding. Gene Ontology annotation, biological process: regulation of gene expression. The record is from RefSeq and is a predicted model, not a curated record. The coding region runs from base 8 to 940 and encodes 310 amino acids. Lineage: Eukaryota; Metazoa; Arthropoda; Insecta; Hemiptera; Aphididae. Gene Ontology annotation, cellular component: nucleoplasm.